GAAAAAAUAGAUAUGUCAACGUAUCCUGUUGAAAGCAUUAGAAACUUCAGUAUUAUAGCUCACGUAGAUCAUGGGAAAAGUACUCUAGCAGACAGAUUGUUGGAAAUUACAGGAACGAUUGCCAAAACUGACCGUAACAAACAAGUGCUGGAUAAACUGCAAGUGGAACGUGAAAGAGGAAUUACAGUGAAAGCACAGUCUGCAUCUCUCUUUUACAAUCAUGAUGGAGUAAACUACCUCUUAAAUCUUAUUGACACGCCAGGCCACGUAGAUUUCAGCUAUGAAGUAUCCCGGUCACUGUCUGCCUGUCAAGGUGUCAUACUUGUAGUGGAUGCAAAUGAGGGUAUUCAGGCUCAGACAGUGGCAAACUUCUAUCUUGCUUUUGAAGCACAGCUGACAAUAAUUCCUGUCAUAAAUAAGAUUGACUUGAAGAAUGCAGACCCUGAAAGAGUUGAAAAACAAAUAGAGAAGCUGUUUGAUAUCCCUGUAGAUGAAUGUAUAAGGAUUUCUGCUAAACAAGGGACAAAUGUUGAAAAAGUUCUUCAAAAGGUCAUUGAGAAGAUUCCACCACCCCAGUGUAACACUGCUGAUCCGUUGAAAGCCUUAGUGUUUGACUCCACCUUUGACCACUUCCGAGGCGUCAUAGCUAACAUUGCACUCUUUGGUGGGGAGAUUCAGAAAGGGCACAAAAUUGUAUCUGCGCACACAAACAAAAGAUACGAAGUUAAUGAAGUUGGAAUUCUGACUCCAGAUGAACAGCCAACGCAGAAGCUAUAUGCUGGACAGGUGGGCUACCUGAUUGCUGGAAUGAAAGAAGUAACAGAAGCUCAAAUAGGAGACACACUGUUUUUGUAUAAACAGCCAGUGGAGCCUUUGCCAGGCUUUAAGUCAGCGAAGCCAAUGGUUUUUGCAGGUAUGUAUCCUGUAGAUCAAACAGAAUAUAAUAAUCUCAAAAGUGCACUGGAAAGGCUGACAUUGAAUGACUCCAGUGUAACUGUUCAUCGUGACAGCAGCCUUGCCUUAGGAGCUGGGUGGAGGUUGGGUUUCCUUGGUCUUUUACAUAUGGAAGUUUUUAAUCAACGUUUGGAGCAAGAGUAUAACAUGUCAGUUAUUUUGACUGCACCUACAGUUCCGUAUAAAGCUGUCCUUUCCUCAGCAAAGUUGAUAAAGGCCUAUGGGAAAGAAGAGAUCACUAUUAUCAACCCUGCUCAGUUUCCUGAUAAACUUUCAGUAUCUGAAUAUUUAGAGCCAACUGUUCUUGGUACGAUUGUAACACCUCAUGAAUAUAUUAGGAAAAUAAUUCCUUUAUGUCAGGAUCGUAGGGCAGUCCAGAAGGAUAUGUUGUACAUUGAUGAUCACAGGGUUAUGCUAAAAUACCUCUUUCCACUGAAUGAAAUAGUGGUGGAUUUUUACGAUGCUCUUAAGUCUCUGUCUUCUGGUUAUGCAAGUUUUGAUUAUGAAGAUGCAGGAUACCAGGCUGCAGACCUUAUCAAAAUGGAUAUUCUUCUAAAUGGAAAUCCAGUUGAAGAACUGGCAACGAUUGUACACAAUGACAAGGCAUACGCUACUGGCAAGUUCCUGUGUGAACGUUUAAAAGGUGCCAUACCCAGACAGUUGUUUGAAAUAGCCAUCCAGGCUGCUAUUGGCAAGAAAAUCAUUGCAAGAGAAACGCUGAAAGCUUACAGAAAAAAUGUUGUGGCAAAAUGUUAUGGUGGAGACAUAACAAGAAGAAUGAAGCUUUUAAAGAAGCAGGCAGAAGGGAAGAAGUUAAUGAGAAAGAUUGGCAAUGUGGAAGUGCCAAGAGAUGCCUUUAUAUGUGUGUUGAAGAGACAAACUGACAAAUAG
This is a messenger RNA of Eurypyga helias (sunbittern), 1845 nucleotides long. It is a transcript of the gene GUF1, whose product is annotated as GUF1 GTPase homolog (S. cerevisiae). The transcript is spliced from 16 exons. Gene Ontology annotation, biological process: positive regulation of translation. The record is from RefSeq and is a predicted model, not a curated record. Bases 13 to 1845 code for a protein of 610 amino acids. Gene Ontology annotation, molecular function: mitochondrial ribosome binding; GTP binding; GTPase activity. Lineage: Eukaryota; Metazoa; Chordata; Aves; Eurypygiformes; Eurypygidae. Gene Ontology annotation, cellular component: mitochondrion.